AUGUCCCUGUUGGACUACUGGGACACCCAGCGUCCCUCUGUCAAGCGCAGGAAAGUCGCCACGGAUGAAGAUCAGGAACGCCCCUCCCAUCGAAAAGACAAUACUCCUACUGAGGGAAAGGAAUUGAAUAAUAUUGAAAGCCCGGGGAUGGACACACCGGAUAUACAUCAGCUCGACGUGCAAUUGGAGACGGCAGAUGCCCCGUCUAACAGUCAGACAGAGCUGGAGUCUUCCCUCCCCGCUAUAAAGACAGAUAUUGAGGCAAUUGAGGAAUACGAGUCUUCUCAGCAGCAGGAGGAUGGUUCAGAACCUGACUUGCAUGGAAGACUGCAAAACGGGGGUUGGAGAAAGGGAAGAAGCUCGAUAUAUGUUGACGCAUUCAAUUUAGCGCUGGAGACGGUGCUGGACGAAGAGGCGCAUCUAUUCAGCGAGCCUGAAUUGGAGGUUUUCAGGCGAUGGAAAGACCUCUCAUAUGAGGCCCAGUAUCUAUAUGUGCGACUCUUUCUUCGCAAGACGUCUGCAUGGCAUCGUGUCAACCGCUUGGGAUAUUAUUCGGAUAUCACAGACAUGUCUAGCGCUGUUGAAGAUCUCCGAUUGUGGCACGGACUCCCUUCGACGAAUUCGCCUAGUGAGAAUGGGGCCAGUGAGAACGGGGCCACUUUGAUGCCUGCGUACGGCUUAGAGGAGCUACGCGGCGAGUUCCGAUUUGCAGACGAUACAUCCGACAUUCAUACCUUGGAGGCAGCUUCGUCCUUGCUACUGCUCGAAGAAUUGAAGGCUUUCGCAAAAGAUGCCAAAGUCCAAGGAAAGAGCAAAAAAGAGCUGUUGGCUGCUCUGCGUCGCGGAAGCCAAGAACAAACAGGUUUGGACUGGACAAAAGAUUCGACUGCCACCAAUAGAGACAGUCACUUCGUCCAAAGAAUUCUUGAUUACACUGGGGAUUGUAUAAGGCUUGCGGCAGGUCCCCGUGCCCUUUUCGAACGGGUGCACCUGGUCUUUUAUAGGUCGACAGAGUGGACCGAAAAAUCACUCACCACUAUAAUCCUGGCUAAGAUCUCUCGGAGGAACUUCCCCGAGUAUGUAGUCUGCCGCGCGAACUCGAUAUUUCCCUCGCGGGACUUUUUGCUCGAGUUUGAGUCGGCAUUACGGACACAGUACCGUAUAGACAACAUGCUUGAAUUCAACGGGACCCCCACUACUGAGCUCCUGGAGCAGAUUCGAGCCAUAGCCUACGAUGUGUAUCCUCGAUGGAAAGCACUACUCGAACAGGAAAAACGCAAGGAAGAGACAAUAUAUGAGUACGGGGAAGGCGCGUACCUGCGCCGCUUUUCUCCGGCGUGGGUGUACACACGGAUCAUCCACAAAGGCCUCCUGCCGCUGGGACGGUUCAAGGACUACAAGGAGGAGUAUAGGCUUCUUUGCGAGCUAUUGGGUCAGCGCUUGUUUCACGCCGCGCGGCGCGGAGCAUGGUAUCAGCGCAAGGCGCUUCUGGAGGAACACUACUUGUGGGCUUUGAGCGCAUUCGACGAACGUAGCGAGGACAAUCAACGAAAACAUUGGAGACGCAUUGCUCUGCAGACAUGUGAAACCGGUCUCGAAGACCCAUACUGCCACCUUAUAUACCACUAUGAUCUGCAGAAACGGAUCACAAAGCUCGAACGAGCUCUCAAGGUAGUGAAACGCGAGCAACACGACUUUGGGCAUGUCAUGCUCUCCAAACCGAUAGAACGGACCGUCGAAGGCAUUCGGAUCGAGCGGGAGGAUCCCUCCGGAGCUGCAGCCAUCAACGAGGUUACAUCUAGACGAGGACGUCCAACGGUUUGGCUCGAUGAGCGAGAAGGCAACGGCGAAUGCAGAGUCGAGGAGAUGUGUCUAAGCUGGUACCAAGACCAGGGCUGGAAGGGAUACCACUCCGAAGGAGGAAUUGUCCGAACACUCUUUAGUUACCUCUUCUACGACAUCCUUUUCACCUACGUCCCCAACGUGUUCCAAACACCCUUCCAGACCUGCCCGCUAGAUCUGCACACGGACGCCUUCUACCCCACCCGCGCCUCCGAGAUCAAUCACCGGCUCGUCGAAAUAGCCAACGGCGCAGCCGAGCGCCUCAUCCGCGCCGUCCAUGCCGCUCACGCGCCCAGCCAGCCUUGCGCCAUCGGGCUCGACUGGUCCUUUGAGCUCGACGACCUCGUCGAGAUCGCGCGCUGCUUCCGCGGCGAGGCUCUAGCGGCAGUCUGCAAGGUCAUGGCGCAGGAGUACCAGCAGCGCGGAGGCGGCAUCCCCGAUCUGUUCCUCUGGCGGGUGGACACCGGGCAGGUGAUGUUUGCGGAGGUCAAGUCGGAGAAUGACCGGUUGAGUGAUACGCAGCGGUUGUGGAUUCAUGUGCUGACGGGGGCGGGGGUAGACGUUGAGCUCUGUAAUGCUGUUGCGAAGGAGGUGCGGGUGAUCUGGUAG
Molecule: messenger RNA, 2451 nt
Organism: Aspergillus candidus
Lineage: Eukaryota; Fungi; Ascomycota; Eurotiomycetes; Eurotiales; Aspergillaceae
Product: fanconi-associated nuclease 1
Exons: 3
Coding region: 1-2451 (816 amino acids)
Biological process (GO): interstrand cross-link repair
Cellular component (GO): nucleus
Molecular function (GO): flap-structured DNA binding; 5'-3' exonuclease activity; 5'-flap endonuclease activity
Source: RefSeq, a predicted model, not a curated record